Molecule: messenger RNA, 337 nt
Organism: Amphibalanus amphitrite
Lineage: Eukaryota; Metazoa; Arthropoda; Thecostraca; Balanomorpha; Balanidae
Product: sodium- and chloride-dependent glycine transporter 1-like
Exons: 2
Coding region: 53-337 (94 amino acids)
Biological process (GO): sodium ion transmembrane transport
Cellular component (GO): membrane
Source: RefSeq, a predicted model, not a curated record
UGAUCGCACACGCAUUGGCCCGUUCUGCCGAGCUACCGCGCCCCACAGCACAAUGGAGGUCGCUGCGACCGUGAUAGCGACGGAGCGGAGCGCAGGUCAACGCGACCAGACGGAACUGCCGAGCGCCGACCCCUCGGCCAUCCGACGGCACCCGGACACCGAGGAGGCGCCUCCUCGGGAUGAGGAACAGGCCGACUCCAGCCGGCGCGGCACCUGGGGCUCCCAGCUGGAGUUCCUGCUGUCCUGUCUGUCGUACGCGGUCGGUUUGGGAAACAUCUGGCGGUUCCCCUACCUCUGCUACCAGAACGGAGGCGGUGAGAGCACUACUGCAUGGUGA